AUGGCGUUGCAGUGGGUGAUCCUUGCGUACGUCGUGGCGGCGGAGGCCGCCGUGGCCCUCCUCGUGACUCUCCCGGCGCCGAAGAUUCUGAGGACGCGGAUCGUUGCCCUGGUCUCGCUGCUGCUGCAGCCAGCGACCGGCAUCGUCCCCUUCGCGGGCUUCCAGCUCCUUGGUACGCCGGUCCCCCUCCGUCCUCGUAUUGGACGCUGGAUCACGAUUGAUUUUGUUUUUCUUUUCCAUCUCUUGUGAAUCUGUUUAUUCGUCUAUUUGGGUCUGUUUCUUCGCUGAGAUCUAUGAGCAUCUUCCUGCAGAUAUCUAUUGGAAGAACGAGCACCGCCUGAUGUGUACGUCUGACGUCUGCACCGCAGCAGAGAGGGACCGAUACGAAAAAGCUGUAAUUCUACUUCCUUUACUAUAUCUCGGCCACACGCAUGUUUGGUUUCUAGAACAGGGAUCUAGGGUUUUUUCUUUGUAUUCGUCGAUGAGUAUAGCUAUUAGUUGAGGAUUUGUGUAUAUUCAAAAUUCAACCACCAGUCCUUGUUUUCUCAUUUCAUGUUAUUUGAGUUCCGCCUUGAGCUCUUCCUCGUCGUCAACUAGCCCCUGCUGUAAUUUAUUCCCAUAUGAUUUCAAUGCCUUUCCACUGACCUAACCAUCAUGGCCUAUUUUGUCGCCUAUUGAUGAUUUUUCACCUGAUGAUGGAUGAUAACGAUUGAGUGCUCGCCAGACUCUCGUGAUUGCUCAUGGAAGGCUGGGCCGUUGUAGUUAGAUGUGCUAGUUAUCACAUCUUCUGCAUUUUCAACUGAAAAGGAGGGUGGAAAAAAAUUAUUUAUGCUGCAUUGUUUCUCAUGAGGUUACACCUGGCUGUCAGAGAUGUAAAAGCUCUGCUUUCAGUAAACGGAGAAGUAGAAAGAACACUUAGGUAGUAGCAUUAGGGUUGCUAAUUAAUUGUGACAAUAUCUCCAUCCCAUGCUGUUAGAAGAAUUUAAAUUCCUUUGAUCCUUCCUUUGUUGUACUAUAGUUGAGCUGGUCAUCUAAACAGCAGCCCAUUUACUUACCAAGUUCAAAUCUGCUGAUUUUGUGGAUUUGUUGUUGUGUAUAUAGGUAAUUGUUCUUGUUGACUUCUCCAGAUAGAAACCGUGUAGAUUUUUUAUCUACGUGGAGUUAUGAAAGCAUGAAAAACAUAUGUUCCAUGAUAAAGAUCCUUGAGAGGCAUACUAGUGUUCAUUAGAUGAUUAGUUGGCAUGCAUGCUACUGAUGAAUAAGGGCAGAAUGAUUGCACAUUUGGAGGUUAGGAGAGAGAGUAGGUUAUUCAUCAUCUUUGGCCAGCAAAUAGAAUGCAUUUACUAAGUUUUUGUUGUCUGGUAACUGUUCAAUGAGGUAGCUUUGUCUACAUGUUACACUAAAGAAGUCUCAGUGAUGUAAUGAUAAAUUGGAAUUCGAGGGUUGGAUCGCAGUCUAUUAAACCUGUCUUUAAGAUUCAGAUGCAUUGUAUAAGUUAAGGUAAAAUUCAUGAUGUUAGGGAACGUAAGGUUAAAAAUGGUUUAGGUUUGUCUUAGUCACGUAGUUUUGAUAUAUAUUCGUGUUAUGCAGAUAGAUUCCUCUAAUCGUGUUUUGAGAUAACGUAUCAAUGCCAAUGAAAUAGCUGUUGUCAGAGAUUGGCAACUGUUAACUUCGUCCUAGUGACUAAGAGUUGAAAAAGGGGGGCUUUUACAAGAAGUUCUACUAGCCUUUUAUGCGUUCUUAGGUCAUUUUAUCCGUUACUCAAAGCUAUUUUCACUUACUAUUUCUCAAGAAGAACAUUUGUGCUGUGCUGAGUGCAUCUAGGACGACAUGUUGUUCUUCUCCUUUGAGCUACGAUUCCUGGCUGUUCGAAGACCUGCAUAUUGAGUGGGCAACACUGGGGACUCCCGACCACUACCAUUUGCUCAUUUGCGUGUUGAUUACCAAAUUUCUCUUGGCAUAAAAUUAUUGGCUCUGACUACAUUCAUAUGCAAAUUGAGUCCUCGAUUUGGUGGAACAUCUGUCGAAUCUGAAUAACUUUUAGCAUGUUUCCAAUUGAAUAGGUGUCCAUUUGGUCUUAAAAGCCCUGAUAUGCAAGCCCUCUAUCCAACAAAUGCAUAUUUCGGUGCAAGUGUAGCAUACAACACUCCCAAACACAGCCUUGGAGAGCUCAGCUCUUGCCUUUUGCCCUGUGCAGCAGUCUUGUGUUCCUAAUGGGAAUUGGGCUUGGUUGGGUAUCUAUAUAGAGAAAAGUUCUCGCCUUUCUUAGUUUCAUCGUACCAGAAAAUUAAAAAAUUAUAUACAGAGGACGAAAUCAGCACUUUUAUGCACACAUUUUCCUCCAUUAAAUCGAGGAUCCCAAGAAAUGAGAAGAUAUGUCUGAAAAAUAGCACCAGAUGCUCAUGAAAUUCGAGUAAUUUGCGCUAUGGAGGAAUAAUGUGCCUUUGAUCACCUGCAGAUCUUCAAGGCCCAAAGGAAUGUCAUCCUCUGCGUCUCUGCAUGCCUACUAUACUGGUACCCUUCAUUGUUUCUUCUAUGCUUGGGGGAGUUCAUCAAAGGCACGCCUGCAGGUCAUAAGUCUCUCUCUCUCUCUCUCCCUCUCUCUCUCUCUCUGCAGGUGCAUUUACCGGGUCAGCAAGUACCACAAGGAGAUCCAGGAGAUGGAAGAAGUCGAGAAGCGUCGCAAGAACAUGUAG
Spirodela intermedia is the source of this 2696-nucleotide messenger RNA. The record is from the annotation of a GenBank genome assembly. NCBI's taxonomy places the organism in Eukaryota, Viridiplantae, Streptophyta, Magnoliopsida, Alismatales, Araceae.